This is a messenger RNA of Nakaseomyces glabratus, 1404 nucleotides long. It is a transcript of the gene MKK1, whose product is annotated as mitogen-activated protein kinase kinase MKK1. Gene Ontology annotation, biological process: protein phosphorylation. Gene Ontology annotation, molecular function: ATP binding; protein kinase activity. The record is from RefSeq and is a predicted model, not a curated record. Lineage: Eukaryota; Fungi; Ascomycota; Saccharomycetes; Saccharomycetales; Saccharomycetaceae.
AUGGCCUCAUUGUUCCGCCCACCUGAGUCUACGAGGCAGAAUGCGCGGUCUCCGCGGUUGAAGCUGCCUCCGUUGAGCAACGUCAGUCUUGCGGUGCCUGGGGAGAGUCCCACUGGGAAGCUCAGUGCUACGUCGUCGCGUGGGUCGAGUGCCACGUCUGCGAACAUGAAGAGGCCCAUGCCGCCGCCGCUGCCGAAGCUGGACGUUCCGCUGAGUGCGGCGAGCUCCACGGAAGGGCUUGUGCGUAAGAUGAAGCAGCUCUCGGUGGAGGAUGAGAGUCCUCAGAGCGGAAGUUCGCGCGGUGUGGAACGGGAUGACACCACAGCUGUCAACCAGUCUGUUGACUCCUUCUUCUCUAAUCUGAUAUCUGUCUAUGACCAGAGCUCGAGUGCUAUCACGAGCCCCAAAAUCGAUGAACCAGAGGAUUCGGCGGUGAAGGAUGCCCUGGCAACUCGGGUGCCCAGGUCAUUGACGCAGGGUAAGGACAUUGAUGAGUUGAGUGAAGAGGUGUGGCACAGCAAGAAUUUACUCGCGGAGAUAGAGACACAAGGUGUGCUAGGAGAAGGCGCCGGAGGUUCGGUGGCCAAGUGUAAGCUAAGGACAGGAAAGAAAGUGUUUGCAUUGAAGACGAUAAAUAUACUGAACGGCGACCCUGAGUUCCAGAAACAGUUGCUCAGAGAGUUGCAAUUUAACAAGAGUUUUAAGUCCGAGUACAUAGUGCGGUAUUUCGGUAUGUUCACCGAUGAGCAGAAUUCUAGUAUAUACAUAGCCAUGGAAUACAUGGGAGGGAAGUCCCUGGAGGCCAUAUACAAGGAGCUGCUUAGUCGAGGUGGGAGGAUAAGUGAGAAAGUGUUAGGUAAAAUCUCAGAAGCAGUGCUGCGAGGCCUAUCGUAUCUGCAUGAGAAGAAAGUUAUCCACAGAGACAUCAAACCUCAAAAUAUCCUUCUCAAUGAAGACGGUCAAGUUAAACUGUGCGACUUUGGUGUAAGUGGUGAAGCAGUAAACUCAUUAGCUACCACCUUCACAGGAACGUCUUACUACAUGGCGCCAGAGAGAAUUCAAGGCCAGCCCUACAGUGUCACCUGCGAUGUGUGGUCAUUAGGGCUGACGAUAUUAGAAGUAGCACAAGGCCACUUCCCGUUUGGACCUGAUAAGAUGGCUACAACGAUCGCACCCAUCGAGCUACUAACACUUAUCCUCACAUUCACACCACACUUAGACGACGAGCCCGACAAGAACAUUAAGUGGAGCAGGGCCUUCAAGUCCUUCAUCGAGUACUGUCUCAGAAAGGAGGCCCGUGCUAGACCAUCUCCAAGACAGAUGAUCCAGCACCCAUGGAUACAGGGCCAGAUGAAGAAACAAGUGGAUAUGAGGAAGUUUAUCACUAAAUGCUGGCAGAAGUGA